Molecule: messenger RNA, 363 nt
Organism: Penicillium brevicompactum
Lineage: Eukaryota; Fungi; Ascomycota; Eurotiomycetes; Eurotiales; Aspergillaceae
Exons: 2
Coding region: 1-363 (120 amino acids)
Source: RefSeq, a predicted model, not a curated record
AUGGCAAACAACCGAGCCAAUGGGCUGCCGAAUGGGCUGCCGAAUGGGCUGUCAAAUGACCAGCCAAAUGGUCACAGUUACCACGAGCCGGGGGAGGGGCCAUUCCCCAUCCCGACCCUCGACGAGCUCACCGAAGGGCGCACAGCUGGAGAGAUAAUUCGUGGACAAGAGGGUAUUAUCGAAUCCCUCUUUCAGGUUGAGGGUCUUCUCAACCUGAUUCCGCAGGCGGCUCCCGCUUCCACCAGCGGUAGGGAGGUGGCGGAGCUGGAGGAGCUCCGUCGUGACCUCCAGAGCCACCUGCGGAGGUUGCAAUCCCUCUUACAACAGCUAGAGGCCCACAUCGAGUCGGUCUUGGAGGGAUAG